Molecule: messenger RNA, 3907 nt
Organism: Bolinopsis microptera
Lineage: Eukaryota; Metazoa; Ctenophora; Tentaculata; Lobata; Bolinopsidae
Product: C-Maf-inducing protein-like
Exons: 23
Coding region: 17-2473 (818 amino acids)
Cellular component (GO): nucleoplasm; cytosol
Source: RefSeq, a predicted model, not a curated record
CAAAUAAUUUGAGCUGAUGAGUACGCUGGAGUCUAAUUCUAAGUUCUCUCUCGUAUCAUCAGGAGAACUGCAGGUCAGUCAUGUGUCCCCUCACAAGCGUGUAAUUGGUAAAGUAUUCGGUAGUAUCAACAGAAGAUGGGAGAAACACACAGUAGUCCUUACGGACACCCAACUAUAUUCUCAGGAGAAGUAUGGGAUAUUUUCGAUGCCAAUAUUUCUAGACCUCAUACAACAUAUCGACGUGGUUACUGUCUCUACAUGGGAGCCAGCCAUUAAUAGUGCAGUUCAGCUCAGAUUUACUGAUGGAAUAGUGUUAUUACAAGCAAAUGGUCCAUAUGAGCGAGAUCAGUGGUUUCAUUCUCUUCUGUGGAAAUUCAGCGUCUUAAAUCAUAAGAAGUCUUUAAAAAUGACGUCGUGUCCUGAAAUUAUAGCAAAGGAGUUAAAGUCGUUGGUCAAGAUAGCGUUAAAAAGUCAGCUGCACGAUCCCCAAGUUUGGACUGACUGCUUAGUUCUUAUAUCUAACCAGCUUAAUCACACGAAUUCGUUGCCCCCCAACGCCCUAGAAGAAAUAAUAGAGGCACUGGGGCCUGCCCUUAUCCAACUUAACCCUCCCACUCCAGAAUUAUGUGACUUUUUUAGUAGGUAUUGCAGAGAUGGCCCAUGUGCAGCGACGGCUGUUGUGGUUUUUGCUCCCGGCGUUCACAGCAUCCUCAAACACAAUGUGGACUUUGGAAAAUAUACCUAUAUCAGAACCUUUGCUAGGGACUUCAUCAUAGCCCUGGCAUCGCAAGACGCCUGCCCAGAGAGCCUGCCCUGUUUCGUUCACACGAUGCACUCCCCCGGUGCAAGGUGUCCCCACCCCAGAGUUCUGCCUAAUCUUAUGGCUGUGUUCCUUGCAGCAAUAUGGUCAGCUUUCGACACCAAAUGUUCAUAUAGGCGUAACUCCAGCGUGAAUUUGUUACUGGGCAGCAACAGAACAGAAAUAACUAACAACAAACUACCAAAAGAAAAAGUUACCAGCUGUUUUAUGAAGAUGAUAGAAUUAUGUGCUACGCAUGAAGACUGGGUGAAAGAGAUGGCGCCCCUCCUUCACCCCAUACCAUUCCCAGAAGAAGCUUUGAAGUUCCCACCUUUCGUAAUGGGAAUGGUUAGCGUUCUCAAGCGCUUCGCCGGCGACCAACGGCCUGAGGUGAGGGAAUGCUUGUUCCCAAUGAGAGAGGGUAAGGAGAGCUGGAUACAACUCAUCGCCCCCGAUCACAACUGCUGUCCCGAUGACGGCAAGACGUUCUGCGACAUCGUGCGAACGUUGCUGGAACGUGCCCCAGUUCGACGGAAACUAGUCCGUCAGCUGGCACACUCGUGUCUAGAUGCCUUCAGACUUAUGGUUAUACGGGGAGAUGACUUCUUUGUCAGGAUGCUGUCUGAGAUGCUGGAGUCAGAUGUGAUUGAAGAUAAAGAGCAGAAGGAGCAAGUGUUGUCCACACUGUGCAGCAAUCCAGAUGGAGCGAGGCUGUAUAGAGCCAUGUGUGACAGACAAGCAGCACUUUGUAACCUGGCCCAACUGGGAGGACCCACCAAACUUACCAUGCCGGCCCACAGCACUGAUACAGAUGUAGAGAAAGUUCUAAGUUCCGGACCGUUUGGUAACUUGGAGAAGUUAUCUUUGGCGUUCACAUGCGUUACCAGCGACUGCGCGCGACACCUCGUCAAACUACCCAACCUCCAACAUCUCAAUUUGUGGUGCACUCAAUUCGGUGAUACUGGACUGUGUCUGUUAGCAGAACACUGUCACCGACUCAAGAGUCUGAACUUGUGUGAGACGCUGGUAACGGAUGAAGGACUACUGGCUCUGACUGAGUUAAAGACGCUUACCUGCCUUAACCUAAACUCGACCAAACUGUCAGCUCAAGUAUUCGAAGAGUUGGUUAACAAAUUGCCCUCCCUAGCCAGCUAUGAUAUCAGAUACACUGAAGCUUGUCAAAACAAGGACGGUACGUACAUCAGAGAAGGGAAACCCGUACAAAACGGCGCUUCUAAAAGUCUUCAAGCGGAAAUGUUUGAUAACAGGAAAGGUGUGGUAGAUGGUCCGUUCCUCAAAUACAGUCCUGUUCCGGACCGAAAACACGAUGAGGGUGAUAAAGAUGAACAGGACGAUACAGAUUUCUCCACGCAUCUCGUCAAAUCUGUCGUGAAGAGCAGUAUCCUUGCUUUUUCCCUCCAGGACGUUCCAGAUAACGAACUUGCGAUGUCUCAAUCCCAUCACUCGCAGUGGAACGGCAAGAACAUUCCUACUUUUACCCUCAAUAAUAACGGUAUGAUGAGCUCACAAAGCACGCUUCUCACAACCCGAAGACAAUCAACACCUGCAGCAUUUCUUAGUGCGACUCGAGAGUUCCUCUUUAGGGAUCUAGGAUCGAAUCGUAAAAUGGGAAACAAAAGCGCUCAGAAAGCGGCAGGGGACAGCAAACAGUGAACUAGUAUCUGCCCAUCUAAUGGAAGUUAUUGAGAAUAUAGAAACGCCACAUUAAUGACUUGACAUAGGGGAAAGUGUUCUUGUGUUAUUGAUAUCAUGCGUUGCCUCGUGACAAGACGGCACUUUGCUGUAAAAAGUGGAAUCUUCUUUGAAUUUGACGUUUUUAAUCAUCAGAGAAAGGAUGCAUCUGCGGCACCGUGUGCGUUUCUGAACUGCUGCAAUCGAUCCGGAGAAAAGCGGAUCAGCUUGUAACUCUUUAAAACGUAACCUGUGAGGGUGAUAAUGAUGAUGGCCCUCGGAGUAAUGUGUGAUUACGCUCUUUACUUUCAACCACCGGUCUUUCUAGCUAUGACGUCUAGCUACCCUACUUUUGUCUCAUUACAGACUCAACUACCUCGCAAUACUACAGUUAAGCACUCACCGCGCAGCGGUGAUUAUAUGUCGGAAAUGGAAGGUAUCAUGUCAGUGUUAUUUGAUUAAUUUUGUUGCUUUUUAUGUCUCCUAUCUUAUCCAGUUUUGUGUGAAAGUUGAUACUUGUCAGUUGAACCAUGACUGCCAUGUCUCGAAGUAAUUACGACACGUGACUAGGUUUUGUGUACAUGGACCUUCAGUUAAUUCAAACACCAUCCAUGAGAGAUCAGGCAAAAUUCGCGAAACUCGGAUAAUAUUAAUAAAUGAGUAUGUUUCAUAUAUCGUGCUUUACGGAUGCUUAUUUUAUUGAUUCGGAGUGUUUUUAGAUCUUUGUAUCGCAACCAAUCUGCAUUGAUCGAUAUUUGAAAAAUGUCGUUUGAUUUUAUUUUUCUAUGUUUUAAUAUAUUAUCGUGGUUGACAAAAUAUUUCGAUUCAGUUUUAAAUUAAUAUUUGGUUGAUUAAUUCUCAUUUAUAGAAUUGUGUACAGAAAAGUGCUUCCAAACCGAAAAGUGAGGAUAUGAAGUUUAGCAAGGCUAUUUAUCAUUUCAUUUUACAAUUGAUUCUUUGAGUUUCUCCUUUAAUCUAACUAUUUCUUGAUUUUUCAUAAUUACAAUUACAUUAACAGCAGUUAUUUCAUUUCACAAAUCAAACUGGCAUACCUUCGGCUUUAGACUUGUAGAUCCAUGCAUAUAAUACUUGUAAGGGAAGAUAAUAAUAUGCUUGAUCGCUGUAUCGAUCGAUUACGACUCGGUAUUAUCAAGCGUUUUAAAAGAUCAGCCGGGCCGCUGCCGACGUUUGAGAGAAAAUUAAAAAUGUGUAGUGGAUUUGUCUUCUCUUGGACCAUUUUCAAAGUGACAGUUUUAGGAACUAUUUGACAGAUAGCGGUAUAGUAUUUCAAUAGUUCAUUAAAGUAUUCGGCUUGGAGUUUUGUUUCUUUCAAAAUAUUUCGAUAGUAAGUUGGAAGUUGUUAUUUAUUGUACCUUUAUGUAUUUAAUAUCUUUUGAUGCAGUAAUCAGUAUCUAA